AUUGAAAAAAAAACGAGAAAAGCAGCAAAAAGACGUCGUCGUCGUUUUGCGGAAGAUAAAAAUUCAUUACAUUCAAACAAAAAAAUCAAGAAGAAGAAGAAUAAAAGAAAAAAAGCAAAUAGCAAUAGUGUUAGCAGCUAAUUAAAUAAAACAAAAAGCAACCACCACAAAACAUUCCAAAUCAGUGAAGAAGACGAAAAAUGGCAAUUCCAAAGCAAAGAGCAAGUGAUUGUUGAAAUUGAAAGUCCGAGAAGGAAAGGAAAAAUAAAGAAAAAAAAGCCUGCAAAUAUUGAAAUUCCUCUGUGCCGUGCCUUGGGCAAUAACAAGAAAUACAGGAAAAAAUUGCAAAAAGUGGUUGUCUGUUGUGUCUUGUCUCUUUUGGCAAGUGUAAAUGCUGUAAGAAGUUGUGCUGGCUGGCUUGCAUGCAGCGGCAGCAGUGAAUUGUGUUCAAAGAGGUGCUGGGAACCACAAAAAAGAAUAAUCAAGUCGCGAGAAGUUACGCAAAUUCUGGCCAAGAAAAAAAAAAUAAAUUGCAAGCAUUGUUUGGCAUUAGCGAGGCAAAAGUGAAGUGUAAUAUUUAAAAAGAGAAACGAAUAAAAAGAAGAGAAAAAAGUGUGUGUAAUUUAAACCAGCGGCACCGAAUCCAUCCAUCCAUCCAACUCCAAGAGUAUUUUGUAAUUUUGCCCAGACCGAAACAUCGCGUGCUGCGGCUUGCAAAGCCAGAUCUAGUUGUGAUUGUGUCGCGUGUGUUUGUCUGUUGGUUGGUUUGCUAGUGUGGGAAUUAUAACGUCGCCGCCAUGAGCGAUUCAUCAGUGGGCAACAGUGCGGCUGGACCCCGGGUCGUUACGAUCUAUAAAACAGAAACGGGCUUCGGUUUCAAUGUACGCGGUCAAGUCUCCGAGGGCGGUCAGCUGCGUUCCAUAAAUGGUGAGCUUUACGCCCCAUUACAACAUGUCAGUGCCGUUCUAGAAAAUGGUGCUGCCGAAAAAGCGGGCAUUAAAAAAGGCGAUCGCAUAUUAGAAGUAAACGGUAUCAGUGUAGAGGGUGCCACACACAAACAAGUUGUUGAUCUCAUUAAAUCUGGCGGUGACUGUUUAACAUUGACGGUUAUAUCAGUAACGCAGCAAGAAGCAGAAAGACUCGAACCUCAAGAAGACCAGAGUGGUUAUUCAUAUAUUGACUAUUCCGAUAAAAGAUCAUUGCCAAUAAGUAUUCCCGAUUAUAGCAUUAUAAAUCGGAAUGGCGAACGUUACAUAGUUUUCAACAUUCACAUGGCCGGACGUCAGCUGUGCUCACGUCGCUAUCGUGAAUUCGCCAAUUUACAUUCGAUUCUACGCAAAGAAUUCACCGGUUUUAAUUUUCCCAAACUACCCGGUAAAUGGCCAUUCCAAUUGAGCGAACAACAGCUGGACACGAGACGUCGCGGUCUGGAACAAUAUCUGGAAAAGGUAUGCGCCGUACGGGUAAUUGCCGAAAGUGAUGCUGUUCAAGAUUUUCUCACCGAUUCCGAAGAUGAUAUAUCCGCCUCGCCAGUCGAUAUUAAAGUUAUGCUGCCGGAUCAUGAGGUGACAACGGUGUCGGUGAAAAAGUCGGCCAAUGCUCAUGUUGUGUGGGAAAUUUUGGUGCAGCGCGCCAAUUUCACCUCGUAUACACAACAAUAUUUCUAUUUAUUCGAAAUUGUCGAAUAUAAUUUCGAGCGUAAGCUGCAACCCCACGAAAUACCCCAUCAAUUGUAUGUUCAAAAUUAUAGUACAGCUUCCAGUACAUGUUUGUGUGUACGCCGAUGGUUGUUCUCAGUGUCACGAGAACUGACCUUGCCGCAGGGGGAGCAGGCGGCGAAAUUUAUCUUCUAUCAAGCUGUGGAUGAAGUCAAUCGUGGUAAUAUCCGGGCCGAGGGACGGCUAUAUGAACUGAAGGCACUGCAGGAUGCCAAAAAGGCAUCGGAAUAUUUGGCUUUGGCCCGCACACUGCCCGGGUAUGGUGAUGUUGUAUUUCCCCAUUGUGCAUGUGACAGUCGAAAGGAAGGCCAUGUUGUGCCGGCAGUUGGCAUGAAGAGUUUUCGUUUACAUGCUUGUCGUGAAGAUGGCUCAUUGGAAGCUCAAAUGGUUGAAUUAACAUGGGACAGCAUAACCCGUUGGGAAAGUGAUGAAGAAUCAAUGUCGUUCUGUUUCCAAUACAAUCGUCCCGAUAAACCAGCACGAUGGGUUAAGGUCUACACACCUUAUCAUGCUUUCUUGGCCGAUUGUUUCGAUCGCAUAAUGGAGGAACGUAAAUGGGAAGAUGCUGGAGACUAACAAUUGCAACGUUAUUAGAUUUAAAAUUCUAUGUGUAAUUUUAAAAUUAAGCAAAUAAAAAAAGAACAAAAACAUUGCAAAUGAUGUGAACUCAUAGAUACACACACACUCUCAUAUAUACACACAUACACACAAUUUAAAUAUGUAUGUAAAACAAUUAUUAUUAUUAUUUGUAAAAAAAUACUAUCUAAAUUGACUUCUUUUCCCCUUACUCUCGCUCUCGAAGAUCGUUACAAAUCUGUAUUGUAUUUAUUUCAUUAUUCUAUCUAUAAAAUCUAUAUAUACAUACAAAAGCAUACAUGCGUAUAUAUUAUAUAUUUAAAUCAAAUAAUUAUUAAGAUUAUUAUUAUAAUUUUUUGUUUAAAAGUGAACAAAGAACAUCAACUAAAAAAUAUAUAAAUUAUUAUUCAAAUUUAUUUUGGACAAAAAUAUGAAAAUUCGAUGAAUGUAUUAUUUAUUUUGAAGGAGUUGUUAUUUCUGUUUGGUCGCUCAAUAAAUUUGACUUCACAUUUGCCAUAGACAUAGUUAAUAAUCCUUUUGGGCAAUUUUCUGAAACAAGUUCUACCCUCCUGCACACAUUUUUGACAUUUUCGAAUUAAGAUUCUUUGGAAUCCGCUGAUUUUAGGCACAUAAUGUCUUCGCGAAUAUUGCAAAUAAAAACACGAGAAUUAUUUUCAAAGAAAAUUUUAACUCUCAAGAGGGUCAACAAGUGUGUAUUUUUGUCCUUUUUUAAAAUAUGGCUAAAAACUCACUUUAAUCGUGAUGGUAGCAAGUCAAAAAAUUCCAAAAAAAAGAUUUGUCAUAAACAUCUACGUCAAAAAUCUAAAUAUUUUGUAAACGCCAGGAAUGUAUAUAGAUAUAUUAAAAAAGACAUUUUGGGGUGUAAGCCGUACCGUAUCUUAUCUGAUUUUGUGCAAAAAUCUCCUACAAAGAAUAAUUUUAAAGGAUGACGUCAAUGAAAAAAUAUUCUUCAUAAAAUUUCACCACACAUCGAUAAAGAAAAGAAAUCUCUAUUUCUAUUGUAUAUCAAAUAAAUAGUUUCUUCAAUGUUAAAAAAACGAACGAAAAUAUUUUAUUAAGUUUUCCUCGGAAUUUAUUUCGAGUUGACGUUUUAAAGGAACAUCCUUUUGGACGGAAGCGGUCAAAAGAAGAAAUAUUUUACAUGUCACACAAAGAAAGACCAAACGUUAUUUACAUAAUAUAGUAUCUUUAUAAAAUAACUAAUUGAAGGCAUUUAAAUGAUCCUCUUUGUUUUGGUCUGUAUGAUACAAUUAUCCACAGGACUAAUUGAAUACCCAUCAAUUCUUUGUAGAAGUCUAAUUUGUUUUCUUUUAAUAUAUCAAAUGAAGUUUUUCCAGUUUUUUCAUCUCACCCUGUAGAUAUAUUAAAAUAUACAUUUUGAGGUUAAAGCCGUACCUUAACUGAUUUCGUGCAAAAAUCUCCAGGAACAUACCUUAUAGGUGAUAGAAGAACUAUUCUACAUAAAUUUGGUGAUCAGUAGUCCACCUAAAAAAAAUUCUAUUUAUUACAGAGAUUUAUGUGUAUCUUUUGUUGUCGAUUGUCACACAAGGAAAGGCCAAAUGAUAUUUACAUAUUAUUGAACCUUUAUAAGAUUACGAAGGCAUUAAAAUCUUUGGAAAAACAAAUGCUUUGUUUGGUCUGUAUAAUACAAUUAUCAACAGGACUAACUGAAUACCGAGCAAUUCUUUGAAGGAGUCUAAUUUGUUUCCUUUAAAAAUAUCAAAUGGUAAUUUUAUGGAGGAUAAAAUGUCUACAUGUCCUAAAGUCUUCUAAUCAUUGACCCGAAAACCCAAUCCACUUAUGGAAACCUAAAUGGUCCUCUUCAAGAAGACCAAAUAAAUGGUCUACAAAAAAUGCAACAAAGUCAAACGCCAUAAUUUUUAAUAUUUUUUUAAAUUUUAUUGAAUAAAAGCAAAAAAUGUCGGAAAUAGCAUCAAAUUUUAGAAUAUGUUAAGAUUUGUUCGAAUUGGUCACCUUUGGCACGAAUUAUGGCCUUCAAACGGCCAAUGAAAUCGACACUUUGGUAUUUUUUAGUACCAACCUUGCUUUCCAAAAUAUUCCAGACACAAUAGUCCAAAAGAUUGGUUUCCAAAGAUUUUGGUGGUCAUUGUGCGCUGGAAAUGAAGCGAGGAACCUCAUUUUGUAACCAUUCUUGGGUGGCGCGUGCUGAGUCCGGUUGAAAUGUCCAAGGUCUGCGGGCAAAAUGUUUGCGUGCCCAUGGCCUCCCUCCAUAAUAUGUUGGUGGCCAUUGUGCGCUGGAAAUGAAGCGAGGAACCUCAUUUUGUAACCAUUCUUUACCCCGAUCUCAUAUUUCAAUAUUUGCCGAAUGGAAUAAUGCGAUAUGUUCAGCUCACGAGCCAUUUUCGGCCACUGCGUCGCGGGUUUCGAUCAAGUCGCUUCUUUACUUUUCGCAUCAUUUCUGCUUAUGUUGUUGUUUUCUUCCGUCCACUUCCACUUCCUUGACGUCGGGCGACGCUACCAGUAUCACGGUAACGAGCGAUGGUACGAGACACAAAAGAUUUAUUCACAUUUAAAUGCUGAAGUGCUCUAACGAUAGCCACUUGUGGUUUUCUAGCCAAAUAUAAUGAAAUCACACUAUCACGCUUGAAUUACAUCACGAAUAUCUUUUUUUCUGGAAAAUUCUGACCAAAAUGCUUUUGUACGCUUGUAAACCAUAUAAUAAUAAUUUUGACAGCUGUCGGAAGAGUGGCUUAGAAAUGACAGCAGUCUGAAGUUGGUUACACUUUUUUUCAUCUCACACUGUAUAUGAUGGCUAUACCAAAUAAUGGAAAAGGGUAUAUCCUUUUGGAACCUAUAACAUCAGAUUACAGCCAAAUUGGUGGAAUUACAACUUUUUCGCCAAUUUCAAAGUUUGACCUCUAUUUUAAUCUGAAAUAUAGACGAAGUGACAGGACUUAAGGUGAGGGUACAUAAGAAGCUUGGCAUCAUAGCUAGGCAUAUUAAUAUUAAUUUAAAAGGGAAAACAAUGGCAGGAUACGAGCGCGGCUCUGAGAUUUGAAUUCUCAUAUUGAAGUUAGUGUGAAUUCAAUUUUGUGAUUUUACCAUAUCUAUAAAUCUGUGGAAUAUCACUUCCAAGAAAUUAUUGAGAAUGUCUGAUUUAUUGUCAUAUGGUAUUUGACACCUCGUAUUGGAAUUGGUGUGAAUUUGAUUAUGUGUUAUAUACGAUUUUUGUUAUCAUAAUUAUUUUUAUUUAAUAUUUCUCUUAUUUUGUCCAUAUUAAUUUAACUUUUUGUUAGUAUUUACAAAAUAUAUAUUUUUUGUUUAAUUUUUUUGUACAAUAUAUACAUAAAACCAUACAACCAUAUGUAUAUGUUAGAAAUUUGUAAAAAAAAACCACAACUAUUUUCCCUUUUAAAAAUAAGCCUUUAGAAAAGAACAAAAAAAUUAAUAAAUAAACUGAAACAAACAAAUAAAAGUCUUUAUACAUUAACUACUUCUAAUUAUAAGUACAUAUAUAAAACCAUAAUCCAUUAAUUGAUUGAUUGUAAAAGUGAUGAUUGAUUAUUGACAUGUUGACAUUUUUAAAACAAAAGCGAUAACUAAAAUACAUGUUGAACAAAUUUAAACUUUGAAUUAACUAAAUGCAAAUUAAAAAAAAAAAAUAAUAAAAAGCCAUUAAAAGUGAUCGAUAGUAGCCUGAUUGAUCCAUUUAGUAAUAUAUACAUACAUAUAUUUACCAAACAAACAUCCAGUAAAAACAAGCAUAUUAUAUACACAAGCAAUUACAAGAAUAAAAAAAAGUAAACUCUACCAAUUUCUAAAAAAUAAAAAUUGUUAACAUCUACUUUAAAUUAAAAAAAUGGAAAAGAAGAAACAUAAAUAAAUCAAGAUAAAAACUUUUAGAGAAAAAAUAAAUAUACUAAAAUAAAAGAAUUCAAUUAUAUACGAUUUUGGCUUACACAAUUAAAUAACCAUAACUAAGUUACUUUUACUCCCAAUAUCUUUCGUUUUAUUAGCUCUUAUAAGUGAAAGGCAAUUGCGACAAAAUAAUAACCUUCAUUAUGUAAAGAAGGGUAAUAAUUUUCCACGAAAUUUUUCCAAAUUAUGUAUUUAGGGUUUAUAAAGGAUUCUAUCUCCGGUGGCUGAACAUUUUCUAUAUAGGUCCACGUUUUCCUAUGGCACUCAUAUAAAUGUACCCCCAAUAUUAGGUUUUUCGAUAAUUUUAGCCGCAUUUUUUCAAGAUUUUUUUUUUCAAUUUUGGUAGUUAGGAUUCGAAAUGUGGUUUCCUCCUGUGGCAUAACAUUGACUGUAUAGGUCCACGGUUUGUUAUAGCCCACAUGUAAAGGUACCUCCAGAUAUUCGUCAUUUGGACGAUUUAAGAUACAUUUUAUAUUGGAUUGGUCUAAAAUUUACUAUUUGUAAUUCUUAAUGGGUUCUACCUCCGGUGGCCAAACAUUGUGUAUAUAGUUCCACAUUUUCCUAUGUCGCCUAUAUAACAGGGAGGUACCCUAUUUUCGAAAUUUUAAUAAUUCUACCUCCAAUUUCAAAUUUGGUAAAUAGGGUUUGUAAUAGGUUUUACCUCAUGUGGCACAGCUUUAUAUAUAUAUAUAGGUACACGGUUACCUAUAGCCUCCAUAUAAUGGUACAUCCGAAUAUUCGUAUUUUGACCAUUCAGGCUAAAUUUCUAUCGGAUUUGUUCGGUAUUUGUAGUUCAUAAUGGAUUCUACCACCAGUGUCAGAACCAACAGUCCCAUAUAUAGGUACCGACCGAUAUUCGGUUCUUUCAUGAUUCUAACAACAUUUUUACAAGUAAUUGUUUCAAAUUUGGCAAUUAAGGCUUGUGGUAGAAAAUUGUCUAAAUAGGUUUCCGUUUUGGUAUUGCUUCGAAAGUUUUAGUCCAAAUAACCAAUCAAAUUGUCUGUAAUUUGGCACAUCUAUUCUCAUUGGCUGGAAAUUAUACCGAAGAAAAAAUGUCAAUAUUGGUCGACAUAAGGAAUGUGCACAGGGCGGGUUGGCUGGCCUAAUCCAAAACUUCGAUUUUUCUGACUAUACCCUGUUGCAGUACGCGUUAACGAA
Musca domestica (house fly) is the source of this 7352-nucleotide messenger RNA. RefSeq names its product sorting nexin-27 (gene Snx27). Gene Ontology annotation, molecular function: protein binding; phosphatidylinositol-3-phosphate binding. The transcript is spliced from 6 exons. NCBI's taxonomy places the organism in Eukaryota, Metazoa, Arthropoda, Insecta, Diptera, Muscidae. The coding region runs from base 798 to 2294 and encodes 498 amino acids. Gene Ontology annotation, biological process: signal transduction; intracellular protein transport. The record is from RefSeq and is a predicted model, not a curated record. Gene Ontology annotation, cellular component: early endosome.